GAAGGCUGAAGCGUUGGCAACACCGCGGAUACGUAAUGAAGUUGCUAUACAGUGUCCUUGUACUCAUCUCCGUAGUGCAUGCUCAAGGUACGGUAUCAUCUUAAACACGGGGCAAACCACGAGAUACCAGCGGUGUGCAAGCAUCCGGCGCGUACUUCAAUAUGCGGGUCAAACACGGAAGCUUGGUAUUAUGAUGUGUCAAAAAGAUGCUGCAGAUUGUUACGUCACGGUUAUUGCGUUGAAGGAGGCAAUCUUUUCCCUACGCUGCAGAAAUGCAAAGAAAAGUGCCAACCUCUCAAAGGAACGAAGUCGAAAAUGUGCAGUUUUACCUUUUUGCGCCGCUGUGGAACAACGUAUCUCGCUUGGUUUUAUGAUACCAACGACAAUCAUUGUAAGGUAUUGAACCACACCGCUUGUAGUGGCAUGAAAACGGUAUUUAUGACAGAAACAAUUUGUCAAGUCACUUGCCUACCACAUCAAGCGCCAAAACCAGUGUGCAGCCAGAUGAUAAAAGAGGGAAAGUGUUCUAAAAGUCUGAAGAAGUGGGUUUUUGUACUUAAGGAAAACAGGUGCUUUUCGGUUUCUAAGAAUCUGUGCGGAAAAGGCGAUAACAGCUUUCGGACAUAUCCUGAAUGCAUGGGGCGAUGCAGUUAUUAUGAAAACAACGCAUUUUCACCAAGAUUUCAUCCACUCGCCACGAAUGAGUUGCCUCAUGGAAUAAACACCGGAAAGCACAGGCCCUGAAUUUCAA
Molecule: messenger RNA, 751 nt
Organism: Dermacentor andersoni
Lineage: Eukaryota; Metazoa; Arthropoda; Arachnida; Ixodida; Ixodidae
Source: RefSeq, a predicted model, not a curated record